Cuscuta epithymum is the source of this 2405-nucleotide messenger RNA. The record is from the annotation of a GenBank genome assembly. Lineage: Eukaryota; Viridiplantae; Streptophyta; Magnoliopsida; Solanales; Convolvulaceae.
AGCAGUAGCAAACGAAUAUGAUUUGCGCGCGAUAUUUUGGUAGCAAACUGGCACGGAUGAGUCACGGUGAGUAUUUCUGCAUUUUGCACUCCUUUAUAAAGCAGCUCGCCAGUUAGUUUCGCACUUCAGCUGUCAGCGAGAGAUUUCAUUUCAAAUUCCGUUCAGAAUUUAUCUCUCUCUUCUCUUUCUUUGAAUACUCUAAUUGUUUCGUUCUAUCUCUGGAAAGUUCUCUGAAAAUGGUGGUCUCGCAGAAGGUGAAGGAAACUGAAAUAACAGAGCAGGACUCGCUGCUUCUCACAAGGAAUCUGCUGCGGAUUGCAAUAUUUAAUAUCAGCUACAUCCGUGGCCUUUUUCCUGAGAAGUAUUUCAGUGAUAAGUCUGUUCCAGCAUUGGAAAUGAAGAUUAAGAAGCUCAUGCCAAUGGAUGCUGAGUCACGUAGACUGCUUGACUGGAUGGAGAAAGGAGUUUACGAUGCAUUGCAGAAGAAAUACUUGAGAACACUAUUGUUCUCAGUAUGUGAAGCUAUAGAUGGGCCCAUGAUUGAGGAAUAUGCUUUCUCCUUCAGCUACUCAAGUUCUGAUAGCCAAGAAGUUAUGAUGAAUGUGAAUCGUUCUGGAACAAAGAAGCGCGGGACGUUUAAAUGUAACUCUGAUGCUGAGGUAACCGCCAACCAGAUGAGGAAUUCUGCUUGUAAGAUGGUUCGUACCCUGGUUCAACUGAUGAGAACGUUGGAUCAAAUGCCAGAAGAGAGAACUAUAUUGAUGAAGCUCCUUUACUAUGACGAUAUCACGCCGGCUGAUUACGAGCCCCCUUUCUUCAGAGGCUACAAAGAAGAGGAAGCUCUUAAUCCAUGGACUAAAAGUCCUCUCAAAAUGGAUGUUGGAAAUGUGAACAGUAAACAUUUUGUACUUGCUCUCAAGGUGAAGAGUGUUCUUGACCCCUGUGAAGAUGAUAAUGAUGAUAAUCAUAGUGAUAAUGUGAGCUUAGCUGCUGACUCUGCCCAGAGAGAUGAUAGCGACAUUGAUAGUGAGUCCAGUCAAUCUGAUGAUGAUCAAUAUGUAGUUGCCCCUAGAGAGAAAGGAGAGAAGGAACAAAAUGCUCCUCUAGUUGAUGAAGGAUGUUCAGAUGAUACACAGGACCCAGCAGAGGAUGAGCACCAAAUUGGGCGGGUCAGGGAUUGGAUCAAUGCUCACCACCUUGCCAAAGUUGAACUGACUGAUGUUUUCUCCAGUUUUCCUGACAUUUCAGUGGCUUUGAUAGAAGGUACCUGAAGAACAUCCUGGUUAAGCUUUACAAUAAUAAUAAAGGAACCUUCUUUAUCAAUUUGAGUUCGAUACUUAAUGCAUUUAUGCUUUUUUUCAGAACUUAUGGCAAAGCUUGUCACGGAAGGCGUUGUGUCAAAGACUGAUACAGAUACUUUUACCAUUAACAAGCAGAAUAAAUUCGAUGCCGUGAAAGAAGAAAUGGACUGUCAGUUUGGGCCAAAAGGCAACAAUGCAAAAAAGGGCAGUAAUCAAGAUUACAUGUAUAUGAAGGCUUUAUACCAUGCACUUCCCAUGAACUAUGUAUCUGUUUCAAAGCUUCAGAGUAAACUUGAAGGGCAAGCCAGUCAACCUACAGUUCGCAAAUUAAUAGAUAAGAUGACCCAAGAUGGCUUUAUUGAAGCUAAAAGCAAUCGCAAAUUAGGGAAGCGUGUGAUCCACUCAGAUCUGACUGAAAAGAAGCUUAGUGAAGUAAAGAAAGCUUUAGAAAAGGAUUUUAUGGAAGUGGAAAACCAUGAAUCAGUUAACAACCUUAAGGACUUGUCCACAUGCGGUGGUCUCCACUCAAUUGGGUCAGAUGUCACCAGAACAAAGGGGAAAUCUGAUGCAUACCAGAAUGAGUCCAUUAGGACCGAUCAAACCGUGUCUAAGAGGAAGGAUCUUGGUAGCACUCCCACAAGCAGGGUUGAGCCAGUGGCUUCUAGAGAGAGUUUUGUACCUGGACAUGAUGAAAACGGAAGAUCUAAUAACAAAGACUCCAUCAACAACUGUGACGAUUCUGACAAUAUUAUCUGCAGCCGGUCUAGCCAGGGCAAACGUUCUAGGAAAGCAAGCACGGUCAAAGAGCCAAUUCUUCAGUCUGUUAAGCGCCUGAAAUCUCAAGCGGCUUGAAGAGUCGUGGGGACCUUCACAACACUUCUCUCAAGAGUUUCUUUUUACUUGUACUGUUUAUAAAUAUAUAUAUAUACACUUAUAAUUAAUGGUGCUCAAUAUUUGCUCAGACAUUGGCAUGCAUGUAAAUUCCCAACAGAUAGGGACUGACAUGCACUGAACCUUCACAUAUGUUUCCAAUUACUCAGUCUGAACUUUUAUCAACUUAUUUAUAGAAUAUCGAAAAUGUGUACGUUUUUUUCUUGUUUCAAG